AUGAAUCCAAAACCCAGCUCGAAAUUCUCAAUCUCCACCUUCAUUCUCCUCUUACUCCUCAGUUUCUUAAUCGUCGCUGCUUACUCAUCAACCGACGCAAAUGUCGAAGCUAACGAAGUCGGAUCCGACGAAGAAUCGGACGAUCUGGAGCAGCUCCUAGCAGUAGACGAGCAAUUACAAGAAGAUCGUCCCGAGCAUCAACAAUCGGAAGCCGAAUCAGUGAGCAAGGCCCAGAGAAUCGUGCUGGAACUCAGCGGCGACAACACGAAGCGAGUGAUCGACGGGAACGAGUUCGUGAUGGUUCUGGGUUACGCGCCUUGGUGCGCGAGAAGCGCGGAUCUGAUGCCGAGGUUUUCGGAGGCUGCGACGGCUUUGAAAGAGAUCGGUAGCCCGAUUCUGAUGGCUAAGAUCGACGGCGAUAGGUACUCGAAGAUCGCGUCGGAGCUCGAAAUCAAAGGCUUCCCUACGCUUCUUCUCUUCGUUAACGGCACUUCUCAGCCUUUCACCGGUGGAUUUUCUGCAGAGGAUAUAGUAAUCUGGGUGCAAAAGAAGACUGGUGCACCGAUCGUUACAGUUAAUACAGUUGAUGAAGCUCAGAGAUUUCUGAAAAAGUAUCAUACUUUCGUUGUUGGUCUAUUCGAAAAGUUUGAGGGUUAUGAACAUGAGGAGUUCGUUAAAGCUGCAAAAUCAGACGACGAAAUCCAGUUUGUGGAAACAAGCAACAAAGAUGUUGCGAAACUUCUGUUUCCUGACCUUAAAACCAUUGGCCUUGUUAAAACUGAGGCUGAAAGGUACACUGUAUAUGACGGAUCUUACAAAAUGGAGAAUAUAUUGGAGUUUCUAGGCAGCAACAAGUUUCCGUUGAUAACAAAGUUAACUGAAAGCAAUACUGUUUGGGUUUACUCCAGUCCUGUUAAGCUUCAGGUUAUGAUCUUCGCCAAGGCUGAUGACUUUGAGAAUCUGGCUCAGCCUCUUGAAGAUUUAGCAAGAAAGUUUAAAUCAAAGCUUAUGUUUAUAUAUGUGGAUAUUACAAAUGAGAACCUUGCAAUGCCAUUCUUGACAUUAUUCGGAAUAGAAGCUUCGAAUAAAACUAUUGUUGCUGCUUUUGAUAACAACCUGAACUCCAAGUAUUUGCUUGAAUCAGAUCCAUCACCAAGCAAUAUACAAGAUUUUUGUUCAGGACUUGCGGAUGGAACCGUUUCGCGUUACUAUAGGUCAGAGCCAGUUCCAGACAAUGAAAACGCAAGCGUAGUGACUGUGGUGGGAAAGACUCUAGAUGAGUUGGUUUUGAACAGCCGCGAGAAUGUGCUUCUCGAGGUACAUACACCGUGGUGUGUGAACUGCGAAGCAAUAAGCAAACAAGUCGAGAAGUUGGCUAAGCAUUUCAAAGGCUUUGAGAAUCUUGUUUUUGCAAGAAUCGAUGCUUCUGCGAAUGAGCAUGCUAAACUACAGGUUGAUGAUUUUCCGACGAUCCUGCUUUACAAAGCUGGUGAAAAGGAGAAACCGUUAAAGCUAUCAGCUAAAAAGAGCGCCAAGGAGAUGGCUGUUUUCAUCAACGAAGAGUUGAAACCAAAGAAUGGUUCAGCUAAAGAUGAGUUGUAG
Molecule: messenger RNA, 1602 nt
Organism: Microthlaspi erraticum
Lineage: Eukaryota; Viridiplantae; Streptophyta; Magnoliopsida; Brassicales; Brassicaceae
Source: the annotation of a GenBank genome assembly